CAGACAUCCUCUACUACAAUCUCUAACUUAGUUUUCCAAGUGUUUGCAAAUUGUGUUCAUGCUAUUCUAAGAGGGAAUAUAAAGUGUGCACUUUAGACUGUCCUUUUUGGGCGAAGAUGGCCUGUGUGUAUUGUUCGUUUUUGGAGACUGUGGUGCUGGUUAAGUUUCUCCUGCUGUGCGUUGUGGAGUUCUCUGCUGGUAGUGCCGCUAAUGGCACCGGUCUGUCCGCUUUCACGACUUUUGUUUCACCUGCGACCGACCCUCUUCCCGCACCUGCCCGCCGGAAAAAUGGCAUUGUGCAAACAAUCGAUCGGAUCUACCACGGUGGUGGGAAAGUGGGCUACCUUCUUUAUCUGGACGGCAGGAAAUUUCAGCUGGAUAUGGAAAGGGACGAAGCUCUGCUGUCCCGGCACUUCAGUUCCAAGUAUGUGGAUGCGCUAAAAGGAACGAGAAGAGGGACACGACCACUACACAAGGAAUGCGUUUACCGGGGCACCGUGGAUUCCAAGGCGGAAUCCCUGGCGCUGUUCAGCUUGUGCGGCGGCGGGCUGGAGGGUUUCUUUGCCGUGGAGAACGACCGCUACACGAUCAGACCCCUCAGGAGGGCGAAGGGACACGAGAAUGACACGCACCCUGUGGAAGACGCCGCUGCUGAGCAGGCGCUUCACUACUAUUCCCGAGAGGGUUUCAGCUUUGAGGCUACGGCAGUGCGCGAAAGCUGUGGUACGCGAGAAAGGCGAAAACAUGUUGCCAGGAAACGCCGUCGCGGGGGACUUAGAGAACUGCAAAGGAACCCUAACAGUAUUGCUCUCGAUGGAAACGGUCGCAGGAUACGCGGUGCGCGGCGGCGGGCGUCCGAGACAGUUCCUCGCAGCUCAGGUAAGAGGCGCAAGAGGUCGGUCUCUCGCGCCAGGCACGUGGAGCUGCUCCUUGUGGCCGACGAAACGAUGUCAAAGAAGUACGGCAAAGAUCUGCACCACUACCUGCUCACGCUGGCUUCGAUCGCGUCUAAACUGUACGGUCACGCCAGCAUCGAGAACCCCAUCCGCCUGUCGGUGGUGAAGGUAGCGGUUGUCACGGGUGAGGAAAAGGGCUUGGAGGUCUCCAAGAAUGCGGCCGCCACGCUCAAGAGUUUCUGCAAAUGGCAGCAUCAGCAGAACCCGCUGGACGAUGAUCACCACCAGCACCACGACGCUGCCAUCCUCUUCACCAGGAAGGACCUGUGUGGGCACCACUCCUGUGACACGUUGGGCAUGGCGGACGUGGGCACCAUCUGCUCCCCCGAGCGGAGCUGCGCCGUGAUCGAGGACGACGGGCUGCACGCCGCCUUCACUGUGGCACACGAGAUAGGGCACCUCCUGGGCCUGUCCCACGAUGACUCUAAGUUCUGUGUGGAGCGCUUCGGCUCCAGCGAGGACAAGCGCCUCAUGUCCUCCAUCCUCACCUCCAUCUACGCCUCCAAGCCCUGGAGCCGCUGCACCUCCGCCACCAUCACCGACUUCUUCGACGACGGAAACGCGGACUGCCUGCUGGACGCCCCGCGCCAGGCGCUGCUGGGUCCGGAGGAGCUGCCGGGUCAGAGCUACGACGCGGUGCAGCAGUGCCGGCUGGCGUUCGGGCCAGAGUACACGGUGUGCCCGGGCAUGGACGUGUGUGCCCGUCUGUGGUGCGCCGUGAUGCGGCAGGGCCAGAUGGUCUGCCUCACCAAGAAGCUGCCCGCCGCCGAGGGCACGCCCUGCGGCAAGGGCCGCAUCUGCCUGCACGGCAAGUGUGUGGACAAGACCCGCAAGAAGCAGUACAUGGUCUCGAACCAUGGCAGCUGGAGUUCGUGGGGGUCAUGGGGUUCAUGCUCUCGGACAUGUGGCGGGGGGGUGCAGUUUUCGUACCGUCUGUGUAACAACCCCCCUCCUCGGAAUAAUGGGCGCUACUGCACAGGCAAGAGGGCGAUCUAUAGGUCCUGUAACGUCCACCCUUGCCCUCCGUCAAGUAAGAGUUUCCGGCAGGAGCAGUGUGAAGCACACAACGGUCCCCAGACAGACCCUAAGGGGGUGAAGACGUUCGUGGAAUGGGUGCCCAAGUACGCCGGCGUGUUGCCUGGAGACGUGUGCAAGCUGACCUGCAGAGCCAAGGGCACUGGCUACUACGUAGUGUUCUCCCCUAGGGUGACGGAUGGGACGGAGUGUAGGCCCUUCAGCGGAUCGGUAUGUGUGAGGGGGAGGUGUGUGAGAACCGGCUGUGACGGGAUCAUCGGGUCCAAACUGCACUUUGAUAAGUGUGGCAUCUGUGGAGGAGACAGCACUACCUGUGUCAGAGUGGCGGGAAACUUCACCAAGAAGAGUAAGGGCUACACAGAUGUAGUAAAGAUUCCAGAAGGUUCCACUCACAUUAAGGUGCGUCAGUACAAGCCCAAAGACCAGCCUCGCUUCACGGCGUACCUGGCGCUGCGUCGUCACGGCGGCGAGUACCUGCUGAACGGGAAGUUCCUGAUCUCCACGUCGGAGACCAUCAUCCCCGUGAACGGCACGGUGCUCAACUACAGCGGCUGGAGCCAGAGGGACGACUUCCUGCAAAGCAUGGGCCCCGGAGCCCUGCGGGAGGGCCUGACCGUGCAGGUCCUCGCCACCGACUCCAAACGCCCGCUCGACGUGCGCUACAGCUUCUUCGCCCCCCGCAAGCUCCCCCCGCCCACUGCCCCGCCCUCGACGUCCACCACGACCACAGCCCCACCCUCCUCAUCCCCCCCGGCCACAACCACACCCACGGCCCCGCCCACAACCCCGCCCUCCACGCGCACCUCGGCUGUGACCCCGCCCCCCUCGGCCCCGGCCCCCCGGUGGGUCACGGGCCCCUGGCUCUCCUGCUCCCGGACCUGUGCAGCCGGGUGGCAGACUCGCACCGUGCAGUGCAAGGACCCGCAGGGCCGGCUGGCCAAGAACUGCCCGCUGACGGAGCGGCCGUCCGCCUUCAAACAGUGCUUGGUCCAGAAGUGCUGACGGUCAGGACACGACUGAACACAUGCGUGCUGGACAGGCCCAGCCAUGCACACGCAUGCGUGUUGGACAGGCAUGGGCAUGCACACGCACGUGUAUUGGACAGGAACAGAUGCACACGCGCGCACACACACAUGUGCUCUGUCAUACUGGCCCUCCUCGCUCGCCUCAGCUAGGGGUUUGUCUGCUAUGUUCUCUUUUUGAGGGGAUUUUGUAUCACUGCCCCAUUUGUUACUGUUUGAACUCCGCUAUACUCAUCAGGGCAAUGGGGAUCCCCCAUCCACUUCAGAAAGGACUACUCUGCCAGUCACACAGAUAAACGCCACAGCAGUGGACACGGCCCGCAGCCCACUAGGCCCCGCCCAGUACAGCAAGUGUUGAGACCGAAUUGGAGGUGGAGCUGAGGGCGGGGCUGUCAGCAGGUGUCCGAUUCCACUUGCUGAUGGAGCUGAAGAUGAAGGAUGAGUUCAGCUCUGUAACUCUGCUUGUGUGGAGACACUGAGAGAGACAGACACCAGGGAGGGAGGGAUUU
This is a messenger RNA of Megalops cyprinoides (Indo-Pacific tarpon), 3522 nucleotides long. RefSeq names its product A disintegrin and metalloproteinase with thrombospondin motifs 5-like. NCBI's taxonomy places the organism in Eukaryota, Metazoa, Chordata, Actinopteri, Elopiformes, Megalopidae. The transcript has 8 exons. Gene Ontology annotation, biological process: proteolysis; extracellular matrix organization. Bases 117 to 2993 code for a protein of 958 amino acids. The record is from RefSeq and is a predicted model, not a curated record. Gene Ontology annotation, molecular function: metalloendopeptidase activity; zinc ion binding.